CGCAACCAGCUGCGACGCGUGCGGCGCAAGACGGUAGAGGCGUAACCCGGGAGGUGGAGCCUUGCUAAGUUGUGAAAAGUCAACUCUUCUCUUUUCCCAUGGAACUUCUGGAGCUUAGGAGGUUUUGAUUCCUACUCUAGAGGAGGCUUCUAGAUCACCAUGGCAACUGGACAGAAGUUGAUGAGGGCUAUUCGAGUGUUUGAAUUUGGUGGACCAGAAGUGCUGAAGCUCCGGUCUGACGUGGUAGUUCCUGUUCCACAGAGCCAUCAGGUCCUAAUCAAAGUCCAUGCCUGUGGUGUCAACCCAGUAGAGACAUACAUUCGCUCUGGGACCUACAGCCGAAAACCUGCCUUACCCUACACUCCGGGCUCUGAUGUGUCUGGUAUCAUAGAAUCUGUUGGAGACAAUGUGUCUGCUUUCAAGAAAGGCGACAGGGUCUUCUGCACCAGCACAGUCUCUGGUGGCUACGCAGAAUUUGCUCUUGCAGCGGAUCACACAGUCUAUCCCCUGCCGGAGUCACUGGACUUGAGGCAGGGGGCUGCCCUGGGGGUCGCGUACUUCACAGCCUGCCGAGCUCUGUUCCACAGUGCCCGUGCGCGAGCUGGGGAGAGCGUUCUGGUUCACGGGGCCAGCGGAGGAGUUGGAUUAGCUACAUGCCAGAUCGCCAGAGCUCAUGGCUUAAAGGUUUUGGGCACAGCUGGUUCUGAGGAAGGAAAAAAGCUUGUUCUGCAAAAUGGAGCCCAUGAAGUGUUUAAUCACAAAGAAGCCAACUAUAUUGAUAAAAUCAAGACAUCUUGUGGUGACAAAGACAAGGGGGUUGAUGUGAUUAUUGAGAUGUUGGCAAAUGAGAACCUCGGCAAUGACCUGAAGCUUCUGUCCUACGGAGGGCGGGUCAUUGUUGUUGGCUGUAGAGGUCCCAUUGAGAUAAACCCAAGGGACACCAUGGCAAAAGAGACAAGCAUAAUUGGAGUCUCGCUCUUUUCAUCCACCAAGGAGGAGUUUCAGCAGUUCGCAGGCAUCCUCCAAGUAGGAAUGGAAAAAGGUUGGGUGAAACCUGUGAUAGGUUCUGAAUAUCCAUUGGAGAAGGUGGCCCAGGCCCAUGAAGACAUCAUCCACGGCAGUGGGAAGACCGGGAAAAUGAUUCUCCUCUUAUGAGCCCUGCUCUUGUCCCUGGGACACCUUCUUCCCCAAGUCUCUGCUGCACUGUCUUUAAUCAGUGUUCAUUUGACUGAGGUUCAUGUAGUAAAAACACGACUUUAGGGAGUAGACACAGUGAUGUAACUGCAGAGAGUGGGAGUGCCCUGUAGAGUCUUCACAUGAAUCAAAACUUUUUAGUUCCUUUUUCUUCAUUUUCUUUGUUUGGUUGGAUGUUUUUGUUUUGUGCUUGAGACAGGAUCAUUCUCUGUAGUUCAUGCUGGCCUUGAACUCAUGGUGAUCUUUCUGCCUCAGCCUUCUAAGUGCUGGGAUAAUUAAUAGUCAUGUACGACCAUACACAGCUCCAUCUCAGACCUUCUUAUCUGAUUAAUUUCAUACCUUUGAAUAAAAUGUACAAAUUCA
Molecule: messenger RNA, 1557 nt
Organism: Apodemus sylvaticus (European woodmouse)
Lineage: Eukaryota; Metazoa; Chordata; Mammalia; Rodentia; Muridae
Gene: Cryz
Product: crystallin zeta
Exons: 9
Coding region: 160-1155 (331 amino acids)
Cellular component (GO): cytosol
Molecular function (GO): mRNA 3'-UTR binding; NADPH binding; zinc ion binding
Source: RefSeq, a predicted model, not a curated record